Molecule: messenger RNA, 3318 nt
Organism: Magallana angulata
Lineage: Eukaryota; Metazoa; Mollusca; Bivalvia; Ostreida; Ostreidae
Exons: 6
Coding region: 325-2901 (858 amino acids)
Source: RefSeq, a predicted model, not a curated record
UUAACGUAAAUGAGGGAUUGAGCGGCGUUUUCUCCCUGCUCCCUAAUGAUUCUUGCCUGCAAACACAAUACAAAACAAACAAUUUAAUUUUUCACGGUCUGUGCACAUAAAUUACGUAAAACUUGUUUAUGCAUUCCAUACGUGUAACCUACAUAUUGCAUUACAGAUGACGUAAACGUGUUUACUAUAAUUGUUGUUUGAUUGUCAAUCCCAAAACGGUCUUGAAUAAAAAUUGCAUUUUAAACUCCAUGGAUGUUUUUAAUAAGAAAAGAUUUCUUUUAAAUGUCAGGGCUAUGAAUUCAUUCAGAUAGGAAAACCAAUUCCAUGACUAACUACGAAAGUAUUGAGUUUGGAGUGGAUCUCGUGAAAGCCUCUCAAGCAGAAUACGACUUUCUGCUCGAAGUGCAAGGUUUGGAGUGCUUAAGGAACGAUGCGGUACUUCAAAAUGCCAUUCGCCGAUACGAAAGUUUAUGGCUUCCUCUAGUUGCAUCUAAAACUGAAAACAUAAAUUUACCAGAAUGUUUAUUACCCCCGAUAGAUAUAGCUUGGGUGUGGCAUUGUCACAUGCUAGCACCCCAUAAGUACGCCGAGUAUUGUCUUUCAUUAUUCGGAAAUGUACUAGAUCAUUCUGUGACUAAAUUAACGGAUGCCUACGAAUCAACAAAGUCUACUUGGCGACUUCUUUAUCCUGAUGAGCCGUUUGAGGUGAGCAAUGACUUAAUAGACGGAAAUAUUCUCCAUAUUCCACUACACCAAAGUAAAAGUGAUUCAUUUGAUCUUUUGGAGGCCAUUCAUCGACAACAAGACUUUGUCUAUAACAUUCAUUUACCUCAUUACAGAGAUACUAAGUUUCUCGAGGCUGCAGUGACAAGGUACAAAAAGUAUCUUUUUCUGAAAAAGAAAAAUCCAGCUGAGUUUCUUGUUCCAUGUUACGACAUUGAUUUGGUCUGGCACACUCAUCAACUUCAUCCGAUUGAUUACGAACGGGUCACAAAGUCUUUGCUCGGUCGUCUGCUCAUUCAUGAUGAUACUGACAGCGAUAGAAACCCAGGGUCCAAACUUUCAAAUGCAUAUGGAAGAACGAGUAAUCUUUGGAAAAAUGAAUAUGAAGAGACAUUUGCUACAGCUGGCGCCAUGUAUCGAGGCGAUUCUCCAAAAGGAAGACUUUACCUCCUUACCCCUUCGGAUAUCGAACAUAUUUCUGGUAGAAAAUCUGUGAUCGUUAUCAACAGUAUUUCCAUAACAAAAGUUAAUAAAAAUGACAAGAAGGAUGUUAAACUUCAAAUUUUGAGAACCAAUUUAUUCCAACAGUCCACUUUGAUUCAAACAUUAUCUGGUAAAAUGGGGAAUAUGACCUGGAAUAAUCAAAACUUACAAUUCUCUUAUGGUCCUACGGAUAAAACAAUUAACUUUAAGCUUACCGCUCGAAAAAAACUCUUUAGUGGAAAAUCUCAAACUAUCGGUGAAUUUCAAGAAAGAUUUGGGCAAGUGAUUUACAAUCACGAGCUUCAGAAUGGGGGAGUAUUUAAAUCAGAAGGGAACAUGAAAUUGAAAAACAUAUCCCUUGAAGCAAAAUAUAUGGUAAGUGGGAGUAUUGGACGCCUGUUUCGGGCCGAUACCAUAUUACUUCUGGAAACAGCUGGUUUUGAAGCAGAUAUUAAUUUGCCGUCCAAUGAAGAUGAGUUAUGGGGCCCUGUUCCUUUGCACAAGUCCAAUGCUGAGAACAUUUGUCAUGUUGCCUCACACAGCUUACGGAGAUUAGAUGGAAAUGUGAUUUUCACUUGUCGGAUCAUACACAGCGUUAAGAUGAUGACGUCAGUUGUGCAGAUUUUCUUCCAAGACAAAAUGGCAGCAGUUGCUCAUGUCAUUGGAACUGAACAACUACCGAUGAAAUCACAGAUAUCCGGAAACUUGUCAUUGAACCCAAGUGAAAAGGAAAGAGCGAUAUUAAUUAAAACAGGAGAGGGUGAUUCAAUGAUUCUAGUGGGAAAAUGGACUGGAUUUGUUCGAGGGGUACCUGGUAUAAAAGGUAAACCGGGUCAGCCAGCAAAUUUUAAACUUGGUAUCCGAGCUGAACGGGGCAGGUCUGGAUUUUUCGGCAUCCCAGGUAACCCCGGUCAUCUUGAAAUCAAGGUAUAUAGAAUUAAUUCAAAACAUUUUCAAAGGGAGGAAACCAUUUCUAUCCCUCAAUAUGACGUUUUAGAAUUUGAGGGAUUAACCUUAGAUUUUCAAAGAGGGAUAAUAACCUGCAAUGAAAUGAAAAUAGAUAACAUUCUUCAUUAUGUAUCAUUUUCGUUUUCCAUUGCACUUCUUCACGUAUUAUGUGUGCCACGUCCUGCGAAUUGGAAACCGGGAGAGUCUCUCAAGCCAAAACUUGAAAAAAGAGGAGAUAGAACAGUAGAAAGGUUUCCUGACGAAGAAAUCACCUUCUUGAUGGCGGCUGGCUUACACUGCUUGACGCCCUCUAAUCAUUACAUUCAUAACAACGUCAAUGCAAAUCUUUGUGCAAGAUGUGCUUCCGGAGGAAUAACGUCGAGCUCUUGUGGCAUCGGAAUCAGUCAAAAACUAAAUGCAAUUGAUACAGAAAAAGAUUGUAAUGAUGGAAAAGAAGUUGAAAAUGCUGAAUAUGGAGGAAGUUGCGGCGGAUGUGGUGGUUGCGGCGGUGGAUGUGGUGGUUGUUUGAGUGUAAUUAAAAGUGAUGAUAUUGGUGGUGGGAGAGGUGGUAAUUAUGGCGGUGGAGGAGGCAGAGAUACAAGUAGGAGUGCUACAUCGAGUUAUGGAAGUAGCUCGUACGGUACCAGCAAUUUUGAAAUUGUACAUAGUUUCCACACAAGCUGUGGUAGUAGUUGUGGUUGUAGUGGAGGAGGGGACCAUAGUGGUUGUGGGGGAUUCUGUGAUUAAUAUACAUUUAUUGGUAUUCAAAUGCAGAGAAUACACUUUUUACGAAAUGUGGUACUGUGAAAUGAAGUUAUUAUUUGUCCCAUUGAAUAACCACAAUAGUUUCUUUAUAUUCCAUUUAGAAUUGGCGAAUUUAUUUGCCAUUUGAUAUACCAUAUAUCAAAGCCGUUAAACUUCGUUACCAUUCUUAAUCAUAGAAAUAAUUUAAUCGUAUUAAGAAUUCACAGAAUUCAUCACAAUGUUCCAGCAGAAGUAUAAUUGAUAAUAAGAUAUAGACACAUAUUAUAUAAAGUCAAUGCAAUUAUACGUAAUGUAAAACAGAUAUGUAUGAUAUAUGUUUGAUAAUAUGAUAUGAUUUUUUAAUAUAAAACAUUCGUUUUUAAAAACAUUUACUGUGUACAAUAAAUAUUUAAGAAAGCU